Molecule: messenger RNA, 11882 nt
Organism: Petromyzon marinus (sea lamprey)
Lineage: Eukaryota; Metazoa; Chordata; Hyperoartia; Petromyzontiformes; Petromyzontidae
Product: neuroblast differentiation-associated protein AHNAK-like
Biological process (GO): regulation of RNA splicing
Cellular component (GO): nucleus; cytoplasm
Molecular function (GO): protein binding
Source: RefSeq, a predicted model, not a curated record
CACCCUAACCCGUGUUGUUCCUGGGCGGGGUCGGUCCUUGUGAACCCGUGGGUGCUGCUGCUGCGCGUAUCUCGGAGCGAGCUGGCAACGGGGGGUUUAGUCGGCAGCCGCUGUCACUGCACGGGGCAGAACGGGCGCGAGUUGAGCAAAGGAGGCGACAGAGACACAGGCGGAGGAGGAGGUGGUGGUGCGGAGAGUACAAGAGAGUUUGUUGUUAUUCUAUUUAAUCCAUCGCGCAUAUUCGUAUAGCGUAUGCCAGCUGAGAAUUCUGGCGCAUUUAACAGUUUAACAACGUAAAAACAGUGGAUGCUACUAAACUACAAAAAAAUAGUAAAAUAUAUAACGAGCAAAAAUAAAAUCAAACGCAGAAACAUUAACAGUAAAACAAAAUACAGAAAAAAAUAUCGAGAGAAGAAGACGCCGUGCCAAGUCCUGGGAACGAUCGAGAAGACGAGUGUUGUGUGGCUUGUGGCUCGCUGAAGACCCACCCAAGCCAUGACCUGCUUCUAGAAAAUGAUUUAUCGUUCCACGAGGAUCCCGUGGACGUACCAGACAAUUACCGACCGCCGCCUCAGGGCUCCUCCCCCGUGUACGACCCCCCGCUCGAGUAUAUAGACGCGUCAAGUAAGGAGCAGCUUUCAGAAGAUUUUGUCAGGAGUUGGAAGUGCGCCUGCACAGCCAAGAAGGCCAUGGCUACCUCUGACGUUUCGGUGACUUCUGGCAGCGUUGAGGAGUUUGAUGCGGACGAAGUUGUGGAGGUCCUUCUAGAUAAGGAAUCCAGCAAGGCAGCUGCAGCUGGAGCGACUGGCCUCGAAAUCAGUGGCGGAAAGGCUGAUGGCAUCUACAUCAAAAGAAUCAAGAAGAACACAUCGGCCGCCAAGAGCCAUAAGAUUCACGAAGGUGACCAGAUUCUAAGUGCCACUGUGUACUUCGAUAAUAUGAAGUAUGAAGAUGCCCUCAAGAUUCUACAAUACUCGGAGCCUUACCAGGUUGGGUUCCGUCUCAAGAGGAAACAUGGAACCGCAGCCUCCGAUUUGGAAGCUUCAAGUUCUUUUGGAUCAGCUGAUGUGGAUGUAAAGGGCUUGAGAAGGACUGGUCAAGGAGACAUACAUUCAAAGAAACACAAAAAGAGGGCGAAGGCAAACGAAAAUGUGUCGGGAGAAGACUCCGAGAUGAAGUCACCCGAAAUUCCGGACGUGGAGCUGUCGAUGCUGAAACUUCCGAAAAUUAAAAAGCCACAAAAGUCGAGCAGCCUCAGAUUCUCAAAGAGCAGCUCCGAAUACGACGAGGAACUUCAACCCCAAAAUGAGGCCGGAGGUGAGGCCCAUUUUGUUGAAGGUGACUCUCCGAGAGGAAAAGGGAGAAAAAUAAAGUUAAAAAUGCCACGGAUACAUUUUGGGGGAUCAAAAACUAAAACUCACAAAGCCAGUUAUGACGUAACAUCACCAAAGCAUGCAGGAGCAGACCCCACUGGGGGAGAAUUGCAGGGAGAAUUUAAACAAAUUUCUGAUGUCCCUGGUUUGAUGGUAAAGGGAGCAGAUGCCAAAGUAGAAAUGCCUUCUGUGCACGUACCUUGCACUGAAAUUGAUCUUGAUACUACUCUACCAAAAAAGGACAGUGGGGUAGAAUUCCCAGGUGGAAAAGCAAAAGGCUUUCAAUUAAAAAUGCCAAAAUAUCAAAUCACUAUGCCUAAUGUUUCUGGGACAGAUAUUGGUGUGAAAGAUAUGAAAGAUCCGACAUUCCAAGGUGAUAUAAAUGUUGGUAUUGCCACUGAUAAAUCUGAUGUGGGAUUUGAAGAUCAAGGAGGCAAACCUGUAAUGCCAGUAAUAAAAUUCCCAAAAUUCAGCAUCCAAACAACUGAUCUAAAUAUUGAUGACAGCACAUCAAAAACUGAGAUUUGUGCACCUAAACUAGACAUUUCUACAGAUGUUGAUGUUAAUGUUAAAGAUGGAUUUGGAACACAUUUCAACAUGCCAGAAGCUAGCACUUCCAAAGUAAAUGUAGUUGGGCCUUCAAUCACAACUAUAGAAGGGGGUGUAUCACUACCAAAACCAAUUCAAGAUGGGGAAUAUUCAAUAACUUCAGGUGCUGCAAUAAAAAUGACAGAUGUUGACACUUUAGGACCUGAGCUCAAAGACACAGGUAUGGUUUCACCAAUAUACACUGUUGAAAAAUCCACUUCUAAACUUAGAACAGAAACAAAAUAUGUUGAAGAAGUAGACAUCAAAGGAUUUAAAAUACAUAGUAGAGAAACUAAACUCAAAAUGCCACAUUUCCAUAUAUCUGGGCCUAAGAUUGAUGCACCAGAUACCAAUAUUGAUCUUAAUGCACCAGAGUACAAAGCGGAUGACAUUUAUCUGCAGAGUGGCAUAACGGGGCCAAGAGUUGAAUUUGGUGCAGAUACCUCGGGCAUCGAUAUUAAAGGUCCAGAUGGAAAGUUUAAAAUACCUAAAUUUGGAAUUAGUGGUCCAUGCCUAAAAGAUUCUGAAAUAAAUGUAGACUCGAGUUUUCCAACUGCUAAAGUUAGCAUAAAAGAGAAAUUCCCCCAAACAGAUGUGGACAUGACUGUACCAAAAGUACCAAUAGAAAUAGGGAGUGACAUCAAAAGCCCAAAAGUUGGAAUUGAUGCUGCAGGUCCAGAUGUAAAUAUAGAAGGUCCAGAAGGAAGGUUUAAAAUGCCACAAUUCAAAAUGCCAAAGAUCGGUCUUUCAGGUCCUGGUAUUAAAGGUUCUGACAUUGAUGUUGAUGUUAAUCUGCCCAACAUUAAUCUUCCCAAGGCAAAUGUUAAUAUUUCCGCACCCGAUGUUGAACUUGACAUAAAUGCACCUAAAGGGAAUAUUGAUGUUCACAAUCCAUACAUGAACUUAGAAGAUUCAGAAACAGAUGGGAGAGGAAGUAAAUUUAAAAUGCCCAAAUUUAAUGUUUCAGCUCCAAAGAUUAAUGCACCAGAUGUCAGCUUUGAUUUUAAAGCACCACAUUUUAAAGCUAAAACAGAUGCCUCUACACCAAAACUUGAAGCCGAUUAUAAAGACUCGCACGUGGACUUCAGAACAUCAAAAGGAUCAGAUGCAAAUAUUGAAGCUCCUGAAGGCAAGUUUCAUAUGCCAAAUAUAAAAAUGCCCAAAAUAGAUAUAUCUGCACCUAAAUUAAAAAGUACCGACACAAAUAUUGAUGUAAAAGUGCCACUGACUGAUGUUGACAUUUCUCCAAUUCCUCAUCUUAAAGAAAAAGUGCCCAAAGCUGACAUUAAUGUGGAAUCACCUCAUGUUUCUCAAAAAGGGUCUGAAAUUGAUGGCAAAGGGUUCAAAUUGAAAAUGCCAGAUGUUCACUUAUCUGGGCCCAAGAUACAAGCACCUUAUGUUAGCCUUGACUUUAAAGAACCUGAAACUGAUAUUUCUGUUCCUACUCUGGAAGGGGACAAGAAAGGACCUUAUGUGGAAUUUGGUACUGAUAUACCCAAUGUUGACGUAGAAGGGCCUGAAGGUAAGUUUAAAAUGCCAAAAUUUAAAAUGCCAAAAUUUGGCAUGUCUGGUCAGAAGUUCAAAGGUAGUGAUAUAGAUGAAGAUGCAAUGUUAUCAAAGCCUGAAAUUGAAAUAAAUGAGCCUGAUCUUGAGAUUUCUGCUAAUCCUCCUGAUGUGGAUGUAGGUGGCUUGGAUGUUGAACUUGAUAUGGAACAUAAGGGUUUAAAAUUUAAAAAGCCCAAGUUUAAUAUUUCAGCACCAAAGGUAAAUACACCACAUGUAGGAAUAGACUUCAAGCCUCCACAUUUUAAAACCAAAGAUGAUUUUUCACCGAAUGUAGAGGGUAACAUUAAAGGCCCUAAUGUAGAUAUAAAUGCUGAAACCCCAAUCAGAGAUAUAGAAGGGGCAGACAAGAAAUUUAAAAUGCCAAAUUUUAAAAUGCCUAAAGUUGGAAUGUCUGGUCGAAAUAUAAAAGAUUCUGAAAUGGAUUUGGACAGUAUGCUUCCAAAUGUUGAUGUUGAUAGGUCAGUACCUGAAAUGGAAUUCGAUGCAAAUGCGCAAAAUCUUAAAGUUGCGAUUGCUGAUCCAAACAUAGAAAGAGAAGGAAGGAAAUUCAAAAUAGGUAUGCCAGAUUUGCACUUCUCUGGGCCUAAGUUGCAUAAACCAGACAUAACACUUGACAUACAGGCUCCAAAACUUAAAACCAGAGAUAGCUAUCUAACUAAACCUGAGGGUGACAUCAAAGGUCCAAAUGAUGCUGUAGACAUUGGAGUACCCACUUCUGAAUUUGAUGCCAAGGUUAAGGUUCCAGAAGUAGAUUUGAAUCUGACAGGGCCCGAUGUAGAUCUGGAAGGGCCUGAUAUCAAAGGCAAAAAGUUCAAAUUCGGAAUGCCAGAUGUGCACUUCUCAGGACCCAAGAUACACAAACCAGACAUUAACUUUGACAUGAAAGCUCCAAAACUGAAAGGAAAAGGUGAUUCCCUACCUAAACUUGAAGGUGAAUUUAAAGGGCCAGAUGUGGAUGUAAGUGUUGAAGGUCCAGAUGUGGAAGGCCCCGAUGGAAAGUUGAAAAUGCCCAAAUUCAAAAUGCCUAAGUUUGGAAUCUCCGGCCCAAAACUAACCGGUUCCGACAUAGACUUGAAUGCCACUGUGCCGAAGGCAGAUAUUGAUGUUUCUCUAACUGAUGCCCAGUUAGAUGUCAGCGCUCCUGAAGUGAAGGUCGAUCUUGAUGCACCCGAUCUUAAUGUUUCUGGUCCUGAUUUACAUGGGAAAGGCUUCAAACUAAAAAUGCCAGAUUUUCAUAUCUCUGGACCCAAAAUGCAUGCACCCGAUGUCAGCCUCGACUUCAAAGCUCCCCACUUCAAAACUAAAGGAGGCAUUGCAACGCCCAAACUAGAAGGUGACAUUCAAGGUCCGGACCUUGAUGUAGAUGUUUCUUUGCCAAAAGGAGACAUUGGAAUACCCACUUCUGAAUUUGAUGCCGAGGUUAAGGUUCCAGAAGUAGAUUUGAAUCUGACAGGGCCCGAUGUAGAUCUGGAAGGGCCUGAUAUCAAAGGCAAAAAGUUCAAAUUCGGAAUGCCAGAUGUGCACUUCUCAGGACCCAAGAUACACAAACCAGACAUUAACUUUGACAUAAAAGCUCCAAAACUGAAAGGAAAAGGUGACUCCCUACUUAAACUUGAAGGUGAAUUUAAAGGGCCAGAUGUGGAUGUAAGUGUUGAAGGUCCAGAUGUGGAAGGUCCCGAUGGAAAGUUGAAAAUGCCCAAAUUCAAAAUGCCCAAGUUUGGAAUCUCCGGCCCAAAACUAACCGGUUCCGACAUAGACUUGAAUGCCCCUGUGCCAAAGGCAGAUAUUGAUGUUUCUCUACCUGAUGCCCAGUUAGAUGUCAGUGCUCCUGAAGUGAAGGUCGAUCUUGAUGCACCCGAUCUAAAUGUUUCUGGUCCUGAUGCACAUGGGAAAGGCUUCAAACUAAAAAUGCCAGAUUUUCAUAUCUCUGGACCCAAAAUGCAUGCACCCGAUGUCAGCCUCGACUUCAAAGCUCCCCACUUCAAAACUAAAGGAGGCAUUGCAACGCCCAAACUAGAAGGUGACAUUCAAGGUCCGGACCUUGAUGUAGAUGUUUCUUUGCCAAAAGGAGACAUUGGAAUACCCACUUCUGAAUUUGAUGCCGAGGUUAAGGUUCCAGAAGUAGAUUUGAAUCUGACAGGGCCCGAUGUAGAUCUGGAAGGGCCUGAUAUCAAAGGCAAAAAGUUCAAAUUCGGAAUGCCAGAUGUGCACUUCUCAGGACCCAAGAUACACAAACCAGACAUUAACUUUGACAUAAAAGCUCCAAAACUGAAAGGAAAAGGUGACUCCCUACUUAAACUUGAAGGUGAAUUUAAAGGGCCAGAUGUGGAUGUAAGUGUUGAAGGUCCAGAUGUGGAAGGUCCCGAUGGAAAGUUGAAAAUGCCCAAAUUCAAAAUGCCCAAGUUUGGAAUCUCCGGCCCAAAACUAACCGGUUCCGACAUAGACUUGAAUGCCCCUGUGCCAAAGGCAGAUAUUGAUGUUUCUCUACCUGAUGCCCAGUUAGAUGUCAGUGCUCCUGAAGUGAAGGUCGAUCUUGAUGCACCCGAUCUAAAUGUUUCUGGUCCUGAUGCACAUGGGAAAGGCUUCAAACUAAAAAUGCCAGAUUUUCAUAUCUCUGGAACCAAAAUGCAUGCACCCGAUGUCAGCCUUGACUUCAAAGCUCCCCACUUCAAAACUAAAGGAGGAAUUUCAACACCCAAACUAGAAGGUGACAUUCAAGGUCCGGACCUUGAUUUGGAUGUUUCUUUGCCAAAAGGAGACAUUGGAGUACCCACUUCUGAAUUUGAUGCCAAGGUUAAGGUUCCAGAAGUAGAUUUGAAUCUGACAGGGCCCGAUGUAGAUCUGGAAGGGCCUGAUAUCAAAGGCAAAAAGUUCAAAUUUGGAAUGCCAGAUGUGCACUUCUCAGGACCCAAGAUACACAAACCAGACAUUAACUUUGACAUAAAAGCUCCAAAACUGAAAGGAAAAGGUGACUCCCUACCUAAACUUGAAGGUGAAUUUAAAGGGCCAGAUGUGGAUGUAAGUGUUGAAGGUCCAGAUGUGGAAGGCCCCGAUGGAAAGUUGAAAAUGCCCAAAUUCAAAAUGCCCAAGUUUGGAAUCUCCGGCCCAAAACUAACCGGUUCCGACAUAGACUUGAAUGCCACUGUGCCGAAGGCAGAUAUUGAUGUUUCUCUACCUGAUGCCCAGUUAGAUGUCAGUGCUCCUGAAGUGAAGGUUGAUUUUGAUGCACCCGAUCUUAAUGUUUCUGGUCCUGAUGCACAUGGGAAAGGCUUCAAACUAAAAAUGCCAGAUUUUCAUAUCUCUGGACCCAAAAUGCAUGCACCCGAUGUCAGCCUUGACUUCAAAGCUCCCCACUUCAAAACUAAAGGGGGCAUUUCAACGCCCAAACUAGAAGGUGACAUUCAAGGUCCGGACCUUGAUUUGGAUGUUUCUUUGCCAAAAGGAGAAUUUGGAGUACCCACUUCUGAAUUUGAUGCCAAGGUUAAGGUUCCUGAAGUAGAUUUGAAUCUGACAGGGCCCGAUGUAGAUCUGGAAGGGCCUGAUAUCAAAGGCAAAAAGUUCAAAUUCGGAAUGCCAGAUGUGCACUUCUCAGGACCCAAGAUACACAAACCAGACAUUAACUUUGACAUAAAAGCUCCAAAACUGAAAGGAAAAGGUGACUCCCUACCUAAACUUGAAGGUGAAUUUAAAGGGCCAGAUGUGGAUGUAAGUGUUGAAGGUCCAGAUGUGGAAGGCCCCGAUGGAAAGUUGAAAAUGCCCAAAUUCAAAAUGCCCAAGUUUGGAAUCUCCGGCCCAAAACUAACCGGUUCCGACAUAGACUUGAAUGCCACUGUGCCGAAGGCAGAUAUUGAUGUUUCUCUACCUGAUGCCCAGUUAGAUGUCAGUGCUCCUGAAGUGAAGGUCGAUCUUGAUGCACCCGAUCUUAAUGUUUCUGGUCCUGAUGCACAUGGGAAAGGCUUCAAACUAAAAAUGCCAGAUUUUCAUAUCUCUGGACCCAAAAUGCAUGCACCCGAUGUCAGCCUUGACUUCAAAGCUCCCCACUUCAAAACGAAAGGGGGCAUUUCAACGCCCAAACUAGAAGGUGACAUUCAAGGUCCGGACCUUGAUUUGGAUGUUUCUUUGCCAAAAGGAGAAUUUGGAGUACCCACUUCUGAAUUUGAUGCCAAGGUAAAGGUUCCCGAAGUAGAUUUGAAUCUGACAGGGCCCGAUGUAGAUCUGGAAGGGCCUGAUAUCAAAGGCAAAAAGUUCAAAUUCGGAAUGCCAGAUGUGCACUUCUCAGGACCCAAGAUACACAAACCAGACAUUAACUUUGACAUAAAAGCUCCAAAACUGAAAGGAAAAGGUGACUCCCUACCUAAACUUGAAGGUGAAUUUAAAGGGCCAGAUGUGGAUGUAAGUGUUGAAGGUCCAGAUGUGGAAGGCCCCGAUGGAAAGUUGAAAAUGCCCAAAUUCAAAAUGCCCAAGUUUGGAAUCUCCGGCCCAAAACUAACCGGUUCCGACAUAGACUUGAAUGCCACUGUGCCGAAGGCAGAUAUUGAUGUUUCUCUACCUAAUGCCCAGUUAGAUGUCAGUGCUCCUGAAGUGAAGGUCGAUCUUGAUGCACCCGAUCUUAAUGUUUCUGGUCCUGAUGCACAUGGGAAAGGCUUCAAACUAAAAAUGCCAGAUUUUCAUAUCUCUGGACCCAAAAUGCAUGCACCCGAUGUCAGCCUUGACUUCAAAGCUCCCCACUUCAAAACUAAAGGGGGCAUUUCAACGCCCAAACUAGAAGGUGACAUUCAAGGUCCGGACCUUGAUUUGGAUGUUUCUUUGCCAAAAGGAGAAUUUGGAGUACCCACUUCUGAAUUUGAUGCCAAGGUUAAGGUUCCUGAAGUAGAUUUGAAUCUGACAGGGCCCGAUGUAGAUCUGGAAGGGCCUGAUAUCAAAGGCAAAAAGUUCAAAUUCGGAAUGCCAGAUGUGCACUUCUCAGGACCCAAGAUACACAAACCAGACAUUAACUUUGACAUAAAAGCUCCAAAACUGAAAGGAAAAGGUGACUCCCUACCUAAACUUGAAGGUGAAUUUAAAGGGCCAGAUGUGGAUGUAAGUGUUGAAGGUCCAGAUGUGGAAGGCCCCGAUGGAAAGUUGAAAAUGCCCAAAUUCAAAAUGCCCAAGUUUGGAAUCUCCGGCCCAAAACUAACCGGUUCCGACAUAGACUUGAAUGCCACUGUGCCGAAGGCAGAUAUUGAUGUUUCUCUACCUGAUGCCCAGUUAGAUGUCAGUGCUCCUGAAGUGAAGGUCGAUAUUGAUGCACCCGAUCUUAAUGUUUCUGGUCCUGAUGCACAUGGGAAAGGCUUCAAACUAAAAAUGCCAGAUUUUCAUAUCUCUGGACCCAAAAUGCAUGCACCCGAUGUCAGCCUUGACUUCAAAGCUCCCCACUUCAAAACGAAAGGGGGCAUUUCAACGCCCAAACUAGAAGGUGACAUUCAAGGUCCGGACCUUGAUUUGGAUGUUUCUUUGCCAAAAGGAGAAUUUGGAGUACCCACUUCUGAAUUUGAUGCCAAGGUAAAGGUUCCCGAAGUAGAUUUGAAUCUGACAGGGCCCGAUGUAGAUCUGGAAGGGCCUGAUAUCAAAGGCAAAAAGUUCAAAUUCGGAAUGCCAGAUGUGCACUUCUCAGGACCCAAGAUACACAAACCAGACAUUAACUUUGACAUAAAAGCUCCAAAACUGAAAGGAAAAGGUGACUCCCUACCUAAACUUGAAGGUGAAUUUAAAGGGCCAGAUGUGGAUGUAAGUGUUGAAGGUCCAGAUGUGGAAGGCCCCGAUGGAAAGUUGAAAAUGCCCAAAUUCAAAAUGCCCAAGUUUGGAAUCUCCGGCCCAAAACUAACCGGUUCCGACAUAGACUUGAAUGCCACUGUGCCGAAGGCAGAUAUUGAUGUUUCUCUACCUGAUGCCCAGUUAGAUGUCAGCGCUCCUGAAGUGAAGGUCGAUAUUGAUGCACCCGAUCUUAAUGUUUCUGGUCCUGAUGCACAUGGGAAAGGCUUCAAACUAAAAAUGCCAGAUUUUCAUAUCUCUGGACCCAAAAUGCAUGCACCCGAUGUCAGCCUUGACUUCAAAGCUCCCCACUUCAAAACUAAAGGGGGCAUUUCAACGCCCAAACUAGAAGGUGACAUUCAAGGUCCGGACCUUGAUUUGGAUGUUUCUUUGCCAAAAGGAGACAUUGGAGUACCCACUUCUGAAUUUGAUGCCAAGGAUAAGGUUCCCGAAGUAGAUUUGAAUCUGACAGGGCCCGAUGUAGAUCUGGAAGGGCCUGAUAUCAAAGGCAAAAAGUUCAAAUUCGGAAUGCCAGAUGUGCACUUCUCAGGACCCAAGAUACACAAACCAGACAUUAACUUUGACAUAAAAGCUCCAAAACUGAAAGGAAAAGGUGACUCCCUACCUAAACUUGAAGGUGAAUUUAAAGGGCCAGAUGUGGAUGUAAGUGUUGAAGGUCCGGAUGUGGAAGGUCCCGAUGGAAAGUUGAAAAUGCCCAAAUUCAAAAUGCCCAAGUUUGGAAUCUCCGGCCCAAAACUAACCGGUUCCGACAUAGACUUGAAUGCCACUGUGCCGAAGGCAGAUAUUGAUGUUUCUCUACCUGAUGCCCAGUUAGAUGUCAGUGCUCCUGAAGUGAAGGUCGAUCUUGAUGCACCCGAUCUUAAUGUUUCUGGUCCUGAUGCACAUGGGAAAGGCUUCAAACUAAAAAUGCCAGAUUUUCAUAUCUCUGGACCCAAAAUGCAUGCACCCGAUGUCAGCCUUGACUUCAAAGCUCCCCACUUCAAAACUAAAGGGGGCAUUUCAACGCCCAAACUAGAAGGUGACAUUCAAGGUCCAGACCUUGAUUUGGAUGUUUCUUUGCCAAAAGGAGACAUUGGAAUACCCACUUCUGAAUUUGAUGCCAAGGUUAAGGUUCCCGAAGUAGAUUUGAAUCUGACAGGGCCCGAUGUAGAUCUGGAAGGGCCUGAUAUCAAAGGCAAAAAGUUCAAAUUCGGAAUGCCAGAUGUGCACUUCUCAGGACCCAAGAUACACAAACCAGACAUUAACUUUGAUAUAAAAGCUCCAAAACUGAAAGGAAAAGGUGAUUCCCUACCUAAACUUGAAGGUGAAUUUAAAGGGCCAGAUGUGGAUGUAAGUGUUGAAGGUCCAGAUGUGGAAGGUCCCGAUGGAAAGUUGAAAAUGCCCAAAUUCAAAAUGCCCAAGUUUGGAAUCUCCGGCCCAAAACUAACCGGUUCCGACAUAGACUUGAAUGCCACUGUGCCGAAGGCAGAUAUUGAUGUUUCUCUACCUGAUGCCCAGUUAGAUGUCAGUGCUCCUGAAGUGAAGGUCGAUCUUGAUGCACCCGAUCUUAAUGUUUCUGGUCCUGAUGCACAUGGGAAAGGCUUCAAACUAAAAAUGCCAGAUUUUCAUAUCUCUGGACCCAAAAUGCAUGCACCCGAUGUCAGCCUUGACUUCAAAGCUCCCCACUUCAAAACUAAAGGGGGCAUUUCAACGCCCAAACUAGAAGGUGACAUUCAAGGUCCAGACCUUGAUUUGGAUGUUUCUUUGCCAAAAGGAGACAUUGGAAUACCCACUUCUGAAUUUGAUGCCAAGGUUAAGGUUCCCGAAGUAGAUUUGAAUCUGACAGGGCCCGAUGUAGAUCUGGAAGGGCCUGAUAUCAAAGGCAAAAAGUUCAAAUUCGGAAUGCCAGAUGUGCACUUCUCAGGACCCAAGAUACACAAACCAGAUAUUAACUUUGACAUAAAAGCUCCAAAACUGAAAGGAAAAGGUGACUCCCUACCUAAACUUGAAGGUGAAUUUAAAGGGCCAGAUGUGGAUGUAAGUGUUGAAGGUCCAGAUGUGGAAGGCCCCGAUGGAAAGUUGAAAAUGCCCAAAUUCAAAAUGCCCAAGUUUGGGAUCUCCGGCCCAAAACUAACCGGUUCCGACAUAGACUUGAAUGCCACUGUGCCGAAGGCAGAUAUUGAUGUUUCUCUACCUGAUGCCCAGUUAGAUGUCAGCGCUCCUGAAGUGAAGGUCGAUCUUGAUGCACCCGAUCUUAAUGUUUCUGGUCCUGAUGCACAUGGGAAAGGCUUCAAACUAAAAAUGCCAGAUUUUCAUAUCUCUGGACCCAAAAUGCAUGCACCCGAUGUCAGCCUUGACUUCAAAGCUCCCCACUUCAAAACUAAAGGGGGCAUUUCAACGCCCAAACUAGAAGGUGACAUUCAAGGUCCAGGACCUUGAUUUGGAUGUUUCUUUGCCAAAAGGAGACAUUGGAAUACCCACUUCUGAAUUUGAUGCCAAGGUUAAGGUUCCCGAAGUAGAUUUGAAUCUGACAGGGCCCGAUGUAGAUCUGGAAGGGCCUGAUAU